AAUAUUUUUUAGUUAUUGAAACGAAAUAUUAAGAGAAAACUAUGAGAAACGUACCUCACUAAAAGAAUUAAAAACGGCGAGUCGUUCACCCGUUCUGCUAAAACGCACGGCGUUUUCUUGUCUUCUUUUGUGUGCUUGUGGACUAUCUCUUUCAGUGCGGCGGACUCAAUACCAGAAUCAGCUUUUGUUUUGCAGGGUAAAUAGUUUCGAAAAUGCCGACUCUUCAAACUUCACUGCCUCCUGAGCUCGCUAACAAUGCCAUUAGGCUUUACCGUGAAUGUCUACGAAGAGCUAAAUAUAUUGGUCAUCGGCAACAUAACACACCGCUCCUUGUCGAAAUGGUGAGACAACAGUUUAAGAAAAACAUGCACGAGACAGAUCCCGAUAAGAUUCAAAAGUUUAAGGAUGAUGCUGCAAGGGGACUUAUAAAUCACAUACUGUACGAGUCAGAGAAAAUUACUGGUCGUAAAUUUAGCAAGAGUCCUCCUAAAGAAGCUUAAUUCGUUUAAUCCCAGAUGAUUCAGUCUGUUCAUCAGUGGUGGGUUUGGCAGAUCAAUCAUUUAGAAAUUACCUUCCUAGGUUCUUAUGACAGUUAUAUUAAACUGUUGAAAUAAAAAUGUUGUUCGAAAUUGCUCAAUUGCUUUCUCUAUCUGCCACCCUUUUUCGUAUCAGUUGCUCAAGUUUGUUAAAACUAUUUUAUAGUUUCUGCCUAACAAUUAAGUGUCUCCUUAACUCAACAUUUGGAAAAUAACCGUUCCUAAACCAUGCCGUAUUGUAUUUAUGGUUGAUUCUUUUGACGUCUGUAUCAGUGUUGAACUGGGAAUAGCAGUGAUCAGUUUUAUUGUUUUUAA
Messenger RNA from Lathyrus oleraceus (garden pea), 851 nucleotides. RefSeq lists its product as uncharacterized. The record is from RefSeq and is a predicted model, not a curated record. The coding region runs from base 213 to 500 and encodes 95 amino acids. The transcript has 5 exons. Lineage: Eukaryota; Viridiplantae; Streptophyta; Magnoliopsida; Fabales; Fabaceae.